UCGACAUAUAGACGAUGGUGGUAGUGAAAGUAAACGAGGGCUUGCUGGAGGGAGAGGUGGUAAAGAACGAGUAUGGCGGCACCUACUACAGCUUUAAGGGUAUCCCGUAUGCACAACCUCCACUCGGUGACCUGAGAUUCAAGGCCCCUCAGCCACCAAAGCAAUGGAAAAACGUCCGCAGUGCAAAACAAUUCGGUUCGAAAUGCUACCAUCACGACGUGUUCUUUGAAAAAGGAAAAGUUUUUGGUAGUGAAGACUGUCUCUAUCUCAACGUGUAUACUCCUAACAUCAAACCUGACAAGCCUUUACCAGUCAUGUUCUGGAUUCAUGGAGGAGGUUUCAUGUCUGGUGCUGGUGAUGACGACGUAUACGGCCCCAAAUUUCUCGUAAGACAAGAUGUUAUUCUUGUCACGAUCAACUACCGGCUUGAAGUACUUGGUUUCCUAUGUUUAGACACUGAAGAUGUACCAGGAAAUGCCGGUUUGAAAGACCAGGUAGCAGCCCUCAGGUGGAUUAACAAGAAUAUUGCUAGCUUCGGCGGUGACCCUGACAAUGUUACUAUAUUCGGCGAGAGCGCUGGUGGGGCCUGUGUCACCUAUCACUUGAUAUCGCCGAUGACCAAGGGAUUGUUCCGGAGAGCUAUAGCUCAAAGUGGAACCAAUGUUGCAUACUGGACUCGAGCAUACAAACCUCGUGAAAGAGCCUUUGCGUUAGCAAGGAAAUUAGGAUUCUAUUCUGAUGAUCCCAAGCAGGUAUACGAAUUCUUAAAAGAACAACCUGUUGAGGCUCUUAUAAAAGCUAUUGUACCGAUAACAUAUUCAGAGAAAGGAAGAACCAAUAUUGAGGUAUAUUUUAGUGUGGCUGAUGAAAAACAGUUUGGAAACAACGAACGUUUCUUCCACGCAGAUAUACUUGAAUCUGAAUCGUAUGGUCUUCACGAAGGAGUGGAGAUCAUGACAGGAUACACCGCGGAUGAGGGUAUAAUGAGCUUAGCUGUUUUUGGAGAUGUUUCUGUAAGUUUAGAACAAGCUAGAAACUUUCCACAGUUUUUCAUUUCAUACCCAAUGUCUCUUACAUUAUCAACUUAUAAUCAGCUGGAGCUUGGGAAGCGAAUUAGAGAAUACUAUUUCAAGGAUCCCAUUUCGAUACCAGACGAUUGGGAGAAGUUGGUAAAAUUCUAUGCGGCGGACUUGUUCAUGUUUCCUGCACACAGAUGGACUAAAAUGUGUGCUCGAUCUAAGAAGAACAAGAUAUAUUUGUACAAGUUCACUUGCGUAUCAGAAUUGAAUGUAAUAUGUCAGAUGAUGGGCGUAGGAGAUUUUAUUAAGGAUAAGUCAGUAGUAGGUCAUGGAGAUGACUUAUUUUAUUUAUUUACGCCAAACACAAUGCCAAUAAUCGACAAAAAUUCGAAAACUUUCCAACAUGUCGAAAAGGUCACGAAACUUUGGACAAACUUUGCUAAAUAUGGAAAUCCCACACCAGACGGUUCAUUGGGCGUUACUUGGACCCCGUAUUCCUUGGCCAACAAGGAAUACCUAGACAUUGGUAAUGAACUUAAACCUGGCCAAGCACCGGACGAUGAGGAAGUACAAUUUUGGGAAAACGUUUUAACAGAAUUCAAACAGAAAUUGUAUUGAUCCGACAUUUUUAUGUAACCUCACAUUAAUAAAAUUAAAAAGAAUUGACAUUAUUUUUGUGCUAUAUCUAUAGCAUAUAUGUUUUUGAGUCCGGACUUCAGUUAAAAUAUUUUUUGUUUAUCCAGACCAAUCUGUCGAUUCAUGAU
Messenger RNA from Spodoptera exigua (beet armyworm), 1783 nucleotides. Lineage: Eukaryota; Metazoa; Arthropoda; Insecta; Lepidoptera; Noctuidae. The record is from the annotation of a GenBank genome assembly.